AUUCGGCCUAAAAUGCCUUCAGGAGCAUUCUUAUGAUGAGAAAUGUCGUUUAAAGGCAUUUCCAGCUCAAAAAAGCAUUUUUCAAGCGAUUUCAACAUUUCAGGUUGGAUUUUGACUUUUCAUGCAAAAGUGCCCAAUUCGGCCUAAAAUGCCUUCAGAAGCAUUCUUAUGAUGAGAAAUGUCGUUUAAAGGCAUUUCCAGCUCAGAAAAGCAUUUUUCAAGUGAUUUCAACAUUUCAGGCUGGACUGUGACUUUUCAUGCAAAAGUGCCCAAUUCGGCCUAAAAUGCCUUCAGGGGCAUUCUUAUGAUCAGAAAUGUCGUUUAAAAGGCAUUUCCAGCUCAGAAAAGCAUUUUUCAAGCGAUUUCAACAUUUCAGGCUGGACUGUGACUUUUCAUGCAAAAGUGCCCAAUUCGGCCUAAAAUGCAUUCAGGGGCAUUCUUAUGAUGAGAAAUGUCGUUUAAAGGCAUUUCCAGCUCAGAAAAGCAUUUUUCAAGCGAUUUCAACAUUUCAGGUUGGACUGUGACUUUUCAUGCAAAAGUGCCCAAUUCGGCCUAAAAUGCCUUCAGGGGCAUUCUUAUGAUGAGAAAUGUCGUUUAAAUGCAUUUCCAGCUCAGAAAAGUAUUUUUUAAGCGAUUUCAGCAUUUCAGGUUGGACUGUGACUUAUCAUGCAAAAGUGCCCAAUUCGGCCUAAAAUGGAGAGGGGGUUCAGCGAAAAAUCGGCAGCCGGCAGCAGGAAGUAGCUGACACUGGCAGCUGACGUCAGCUGACACUGACAGCCGGAAGUCUUACCAUAUUAGGAAGGACCUGCUAUUUCGUGGCAGCCAAUCAGUAUCGUUCACCGUAGUAGCAACCAAUCACAUUUAACUGGAAACCCGCGAAUCUUCAUAAUACCGGUGGUGUUUGGUUCGGUAAGUUCGUAGUAUAUUAAUUAUAAGAUUAGUAAGUAAUUGUUGCUUUGUAAGUUGGAUUUUAACUGUUAUGUUAGAGACAGUGUAUCUGUGAUUAACAGUUAGUUGAAUUGAUUAAUUUAAUAAUUUGUAGAAAUACCGCUUGUGUACCAUGUGGUCCUGGUUUGUGAGGGGCAAUCAUUAACUUAAAAUACUAACUUAAUUUACUAUAAUUACCAUUAAACAUUAGCGUUUGUUAACAUGUUAACUUAAUCUAUUGAUUAGAAUAAAGCUCAUGCUGAUUCAUUGGAAGUACUGACAAGCUCAGCCUUGAUGAUUCAAGUACACCACUAACCAUAUCGUUUUUUGUGCAUUUCAUUUUUCAGGGGAUUGUCUGAUAUUCAACCAUUUACUGAUUUUUGUUUUAUUGCUAUUGCUUUUUUAACAAAACAGUUCUUUUAAGAACUACCUUUCUUUCUCAAACUUUCUCAAACUCUUUACUGUCCUCUUUACCCACCUCUUGUGUAACUGUCUAUCGAUUAUGGCAGGUAAGAAGCCAAUUUUUUCCCUAAAUUCUUACUAACUAAAGUUAAUUUGAGCAGAACAUGCAAACACCUAUCCAUGGUUAAAAUGUAAUUGGACUUCUAAAAUGUUUUACCUUUUAUAUAUACUAUGAAUUUGUGUUGCUAUUUUUAAAGUAUGUUAUUUUCUUGUAUACACUGCAUGUGUAGGAAUACCCUUUGCUUUUGGAAAAGAUGAAGUCUUUUCUGGGACAGGCAGCUGUCCCUACUGUACAACUGGGGUAAUGUCAAGUCCUGAGCACUUUCAGGCAAAGCAUGUAAAACAUGCCAUAUAUUUUGAGGACAAUGGCAUCCAAAAAUAUUGUGUUCCUUGCUUUUGUUUGAACACCCGACAACAAAAGAGGUGCCAUUGGCAUUGCCCGAAGUGUCAGCACAUCUUGUGCCGUGCCCCUGACUUUAUAAAGCACCUACAUAAUCAUGAUCUUUCAGUUAUAGGCAAAAUUACCAACAAGCCAGACAAAGGGCCAUCUUCAGAAAAAUCACAGGCAGGGCAGCAGGUCAGGGAACAGCCACCUAUCUUUUGUAUUGAUGAACGAAAUGGAAUUUUUGUCACCCCAAAAGAUGCCCAUGGACCUAGAGUCCCUCUUCACGUAAAGAAACACAUGGUCUCGGGGUCUGUUGCCUGUGAGUCCUCUGUGUGUCGAGAUUUUAUGAGGAUUGGAGUUGAAAGCGGCAAUCCAGGCCUUGAAUGCAUUCACCUUCAGAGGACAAAUAGAGCAAUGUGCUAUUCUGCACCAGCCUCACUUAGGGAGGAUUCUUUGCAGUCUAUGGUUGACAAUGGCCUGCUGUCAAAAACCCGACUAGAUGAAUGUGUGCAGCUAAGAAACCGAAGUAUUGCUGGUGGUGUGGAUUGUGUAUUUCCCAUUAUUUGGCACGAGCAAACCUCUGUCAGGUUUUUUUAUUUUUCAGUGUUUACUGGGGUAAAAGACAGCUGGUGUCAGUUCGAAAGGACCAGAGUCUCUUUUGAUAGCCAUCUGGGCAAGUGGCACUGCCAGUGCCGCAAUAAAAUAAGAAGCUGUGUCCACAGAUACCUGUGCAUGUGGUGGCUGUUUCAAGAGAAACCCCAUAUCCUUUCUUGUCAAACUGAAACAAAUGCUGAAGACAGUGAUGUGGAUGAAAGGGUCAGAGAUGUUGCAGAGACAGAAGUGGCAACACUGGCUUCUACUGACAUACAGGAGUUGACAGAUUAUUUGUGGAGACAAAAGAGGGUGCCAGAAAACCUUCCACAGGAUUUGUCGACAAAAGAACGCCAAAUCCCAGAUUUCUUUGAACCUCUAGAGUCCAAUUGUCCUUAUUGCCCUGGUCCCACUCCGCCAGCUUUGGGGGAGAGGGUACUAAUUACACGGCAUGGGACAGUGUACGGAAUAUCUUCAGUGACUCGAGAUGUGCCAGUGUAUGUGAAGAACUGCCUUGUCUGUAAACGUCCAGUGAGGUUUCAAGAAUAUCAGUCUGGUUUUCAUAAUUAUGAUAACAGGACCUUUUUGACCAUUCCCCUCUGUUCUCUUCUGACAUCUGGACUGGCAAAUCAUAUUGCCCUUGGACGUUUUCUGCAAACCAUGGAGGAUCAUGCCAACAUCACUUUUCCACACAAUUUGAUAAGAAAAGCAUUUUAUCAUUUCUCUGCUCUGAGGGAGUACUCUUAUAACUAUUCAUGUGUCAGAUGUGGCCACAGUCCUCCGGUUUUGGUUGCCGAUGGAAACUGGAAAAUUGCAUUUGAUUUACCAGCACAUCUGUUUAGACGGCCAAAUUUGGACAAUAUCAGCCAAGAGGAUACUCAAGUUAAUGUCAGCACAAGAUGGGAGAUGCUUGAGAAGGAAAUGACUGCUGCUGGGUUCUGUGAUGGCAACAAAUGUGCCAAUCCUUAUUCACGUCCCUUGACAUACACUGCCUUUACUCCUUGGCUGGGUAACUGUUCUAGGAUAAGCGAUAUUGUUCCAAAGACAGAAGUGUACAAAGGUCUAUCUCAGAAAGAUCGUGCUUUCACCUCUAGCUGUGGCUUGGAGAUCGAUGAAGAAGCCAUUUUGCAAGUGCUGGAGUCCAAAACUCCAAAGAAAGAAGCCUUGGUCAAAGCCUGCAAUGCCCUUGGAGUGUCACACGUGGGUAGUACCACUGACUUGAUUAACCGACUUGAGGAGCUACUCCUUUACAAGGACUUGUACCCGAAAAUGUUUGUUAAGCUUCAGAAGGCUGGUGCCGUAUGAUGGACGACUUUGUGAAAACACUACUGCACACAUCCAGGCAGCAGUGGAAAAACGACUUGAAGUCCGGUUCCCAUGGGUGACAAGUGUUGGCUUCUCAUCUAGAAAAGUCUCUGAAAAUGAGGCCACCUAUUCUUCUGACACUUUGUCCUCACUGCAUCCUGUGACAGGAACCAAUGCAAGAUUCUCUUUGUAUGAUCGGUUCCAUCAGAAAAAUCAAAAGCGACAAGAGGAGGUUUUGAGAAGUUUGAAAUUGGCACCACACUUGGCUGCUCUUGUUAACUCAUCCGUAGCUGAACAGCUAAACCGGGAGUUGUCUUCCAGCAGAUAUUCUUUGUGUCAAAUGAGAGAUGAACAUUACAUGUUCUCCCUCCGACUGUACUUCCAUCUUCACAACAAAAGAGUUAAUGAAAAAUACAUGAAAACGUUGGGGACCCAGGCUAAGCAUUCCAUCCGCAUUGGCCUACAUGGGAAAUUGACAUUCAGGAGUGAAGGUAGUUGUUUUAUUUCACAAAGUUCACCAAGGCCUGACACAGAUUGCUGGGGACGGACAAACAUACGUGCCAGGAAGGAAACCCCAGAUUUCCAGUUGCAAAACCAACCAAAUCCACUGUUUGAUCAUGUUUUGGAUGGGACCCAAUCACCAGAUGAGAUCAUAGGUGCAGUGGGUAAAACAGUGUUGAAAAGAUCUGACUUGAUCUCUUUAGGAUUGAACCAGGAAGUGGAGGCAACAGUGAUGAACUGUUGCCUUUCUCAGCUAUCCCACAUUGCUGGAGAGAAGGGCAAGGAUGUUCAUGUUCUUGAUUCAUAUGUGGUGGCCACUUGGCAACAACCUCUAAAUUGUGAUCCAUUUCUGUCCCUACCAACUGAUGCAGCCUCAAAAGACUGCAUCCUAUUUCCGAUUUGCAAAUCAGCUCACUGGACCUUAUGUGUAAGUUGUUGAUUUCUUCAAAUAACAUUUGUUUAAUUUUGGAAAUAUUUUAAUCCUUGCUUCCAUCCAAGGUUUUGCCUGACAGCCAUAUUUUAUAUUGUUAAUGUUACUUUCUAUGGUAAUCACAAUUUGGCAAACUAACACACAGGCAGGCUAUAUUGUAGGAAGUUUGCUUUGUGUAUUCUGCAGGUAUUGCUCCCGAAACUUAAAAGGAUACACAUCCUUGACUCCACUGACCCUAGAGGUUAUGGAGAUGCUGACUGUGUAUCCAUGUUCAGGUUUACAUACUGUAUAAUUCCAUUCCAUAGUCCAAAGUUCUGUUGGACAAAAACUGUUCGGUGUUCCAGUUAUAUAUAUAUUGUUCAUUUUUAUAUAUAUAUUUAAAUAUUAUGGAACUGUUCACUUGUUCCAUAUAACUUUCACCCCCAGUUUCACAGACAAGGCUCUAACUAUUUCCAGACUAAAAUGCAUGUUUAACUGAAAGCAACUUGCACUUGCAUAUCUUAAAAGAAACAACGGCACUGACAUUUUAAGAUUCACAACAGUAAUGUUUUUUCUAGGGCAUAUUUAUUAAAGCUACUUAAAUGUCCUAAUUGCAGUAAGGCCUAAUCCUGACAUAAUCUAAACCCUAUCUGUGAAACCGGGUUUCAAAGUUUAACAUAUUAGUCCAGUGGUUCAGUUCAACAUUUGUUCUCUGGCUUUAGAUAGGCAUAGACAGUGGCUCCUUAGUUAGGUAUGCUGCUGUCUAUGCCUGCUGCAAAAUGGCUAAGUGGUUCAACACGGAGUUCAUCUCUCUUGCUCUUGUGUGUGUGUAAAAUAACUAACUUUUUUCCCCUUCUAUUUAAGCUCAAUUGCAAUAAAGAUGGU
Paramisgurnus dabryanus is the source of this 5465-nucleotide messenger RNA. NCBI's taxonomy places the organism in Eukaryota, Metazoa, Chordata, Actinopteri, Cypriniformes, Cobitidae. The record is from RefSeq and is a predicted model, not a curated record.